Misgurnus anguillicaudatus (oriental weatherfish) is the source of this 6988-nucleotide messenger RNA. RefSeq lists its product as uncharacterized. The record is from RefSeq and is a predicted model, not a curated record. Gene Ontology annotation, molecular function: protein dimerization activity. NCBI's taxonomy places the organism in Eukaryota, Metazoa, Chordata, Actinopteri, Cypriniformes, Cobitidae.
AACUAUUAGUAUUCGUUCAUUAUCUUCUGUACAACAUCUACUUCAGCUUUAUGGUUUACACAGACAAUAUUUAACCGUGCACAACAGUGACAGAUGUGGGUAGGUUGUUCACAUGCACUGUAAAUCUAAUGUAACUGUCCAAAUUGUUCUUGUCAAUAAAGUACCUUGUAAAUAAAUUAGUCUAUUGACAUAAAGAUCCCAGGAGAAGGACUAUUUAACACAGUUUUUUACAAGACCUAAAACAUCAGUAUAUCUGUACUAAAUAUAAAGUUCUGUCACAAGGUUUAAAUACUUAAUUCCUCAAAACAAUAUAAUUUACAACUAUCUUUAUCAAUAGUUAUAUUCUUUAAUUUUACACCACCGCCAGUUUUACAAUUUAUAGUUUUAACAAUUUACAUUCAAAGGCUCAUGGAUGCUUAGUUUAGGAAUGAAGUUUCCCAGAGUUUUUAAGGCAAAUGAGAGAUUAAAAUAAAAAUUGCGAUAUUUAAUUUGUCACAAAUGAAAAUGAGGAUGUAAGAGAUUAUACUGAUAUAUUAUAAUUAGGUCUUUCCAACAAAAUGUCUUUAUGCUGUCAAAAUAUGUGAGAUUAGGAAGGGUUUCACACUAGCACUUUUGGUGUGCACUUGGAUCCGAUUGACACCAGCAUUCCGUUCGUUUGGAUGAUGCGAACCCCACCCAAAUCUGCCUAAAAAGAGUGGUCUGGGGUAUGGUUCAUGUGGAAUGCGGUACGGAUCGCUGCUGAUAUGAACGCAAUCAAACUAUUUGCAUUGAUGACAAGCGGGAGUGAUGCACUGUAAGUACUGUACCCAUUCAACAGGCUUAAAUGAGUAUAUGGUGGAUGCGAUGCUACGACCGCUCUAAAUCAGGUACUUGCUCGGUUUAUAAUUUGAUCGGUAUGAGUUAAUAUAGUCCAACAGAUUGGGUCCUAACACCCCAGUAUAGUGACGGGGACACUAUACUGUCAAAAAGCACCGUCUUUCAGAUGAGACGUUAAACCGAGGUCCUGACUCUCUGUGGUCGUUAAAAAUCCCAGGAUGUCAUUUGAAAAAGAGUAGGGGUGUGCCCUGGCAUCCUGGCCAAACUUGCCCAUUGGCCUACUAAUCAUCCCCAUAUAUACUAAUUGGCUAUAUCACUCUGUCUCCUCUCCACUAAUAUGCUGGUGUGUGGUGGGCGUUCUGGCGUAAUAUGACUGCCGUCACAUCAUCCAGGUGGAUGCUGCACAUUGGUGGUGGUUGAGGAGAUUCCCCCAUUCAUAUGUAAAGCGCCUUGAGGUCUACAGAAAUAGCACUAUAUAAAAUAACAAAUUAUUACCCAUUAGGUGGCGCUCUUACCAAUCUUAUUAAACACUAGCUAAAUUUACAUGGACACCUUUUGCAUCCUUUGGAAUGAAAUCAUUCUGAUUGAUAAAUCCUAUCAUAGCGUUUACAUGAACACUUAAUAAUGUGAUUGGAUUGAUGUGCGUGUUUACAAGCUUAAAAUCAGAUUUGAUCAUUUGACAUGCACACAUUGCACAAAUAUAGUUUCGAGCUGUUUCAAGAAACGCGUACAAGCCAUCCUCCUAAAAUCGUAAACGACGAGCACAUGGAGCUGUGCCGUGCUGAUUAUCAAGCAGCAGCAAAAACACCCACUGAUACUUUACAUCAUUAACAUGUUUAAAGGCAUAAAAUGAUUGGAAAUAAUGACAGCAGAGAAAAUAUUUUUAUGCACAUUUGCAUUUUCCAUAACAAUGAUUAACUUAUUUUUUUAUUUUUAAGAAUAUUUUCAUUUUAUGACUGCUACUAAAAAAAUCUAUCUUAGUUACUGCUAACUGUUUACGUAAUGUCCUAGAGCUAGUGAACUAAAUUUUAAUUUCAUAUCUAAAAACACAGAACAGUAUAACACAGUUUUUGUAUGUGAACAAUGCAAUUUUAUAGACUAUUGACCAGUGGCGCAGCGGGGGGAUGCCUUUUGGGGCUCGAGCCCCGAAUGUUUUGUCAAAAGCCCCGAAUCUUUUCAGAUCUGUAAAAUGAAUUCAUCCAGGACGCUAGGUGGCGGCACUCAGCUUUAACCCUCCGGUCCCCCACUCAACUGAAAAUGAAUAAGAGAUGCGUCUUGAAGGCAAAAUAACAUUCUGAAUCUCCCCACAGUAAACGCAUUUUCAAAGUGUCUUUAUUAUUACAGUGCCUUCGUUAUUACUGUAAGUGUAUAUUUAUAGUUAUGUGAUGUAAAUACUGUUAAAUAGCGUCAACUGAUAUAUUAUCUGCAUGGCUAACGUCUAACUUACUGUGGUGCUCUGGUCUAGUCUGCCUCAUUGGUCAUUGGUAACGUUGUAUUCAAAGUACAUUUAAUAACAGUGAAUUUAAACUUUGAAAAAACUUGCUCAUUGUUGCAUAUAUACUUUUUUAUAGAUGGAUGUACGAUUUAUAUUUUUAAAGACGUCAGACGUAAGAAGGUGGGAAAGUAUAUAGUUAGUUAGGUAUGUUUUGUCCAUAUGCAUUUGAAAUUCGCAAUGAUUUUACCUCAGAAAUACAUUGAUAGACAGUUAUAAAAUGUGAAUCCCCAAUCUCUUACAUUAAAAUAUCCUUAUGUGUGAUAACUGUCAGUGCAAAUAGGAAGAGAGGAGGAUGGAGAGAGAUCACAGACAGACAGAUAGAGAGAAAGAAAGAGAAACGCUUCCAUAAGCAGGUGAGAAAUUGUUCUGUCAAUGAAGUCAAAAAUUGUUAUUCUUAUGUAGCUUUAUAGUUACUGGAUUAGCCUUCAGCAAACAUGUUUGCCUAUUUUUGGAUAAGAGAAGUUAAAGUAUCAUUGUCAAAAUUUGUUAUGUUGCAGUUUUAAAAUGACAAUACCAGUGUUGGGUAAGUUACUCAAAAAAGUAAUUAAUUACUAGUUACUAAUUACAUCUUCAAUCAUGUAAUUAAAUUACUUUACAAAUUACUCCAAAAAGUAUUUAAUUAUUACUAAUUACUUUCUAAAUCCUAUUUACAUGAUACAAGGAUAGGCUUGAAAUGGCUCGAAGAAACAAUAUAUAAAAGUACAUCAAUUAUUCUGGUCCCACUUUAGGGUUAAUUUCUCUCUAUUAAUUAACUAUUAACCACUUUUGCCUCAAUAUACUCCAACUACUGCUUAUUAAUACUAAAGUAGUUGUUUAUUUAAAGUAUUUGUAGAAAUGGGGAGUAGGGCUGAACGAUUAAUCGAAAUCGAAUCGCAAUCGCGAUUUACAACGUUGCGAUUAGCAAAUCGCAGAAGGCCGCGAUGUGGGCGCGAUGUUAAACGAAUGCAGCAAGUAUGUCUGAUGGCAAAAGCGUGACUCUCCUUUCUGUGUGACAGUCUUACUAACCAAUGGCGUGAGCGCACCUUCAACCGAGUGAGCGUUCUCUCUCCAAUCAGCACUGCCAUUGUCAACUAGGUAAACGCCCAUCUUAAAAAAAACAAUAACAAGCGGAGCACGCGGAGUUUGCUAAUGGCGUCUUCCGAGCCAGAUCAAGCUGUAGGUGCCUUAAUACCAAAGAAAAACAGCACAUCUGUUAUCUGGGAUUAUUUUGGAUUCGAAGUGACAGACACAGAACAAAAAAAGGUACUUUGCAAAACUUGUCGUAGAAGUGUUGCCACAUCGCGUGGUAAUACAACAAAUCUCCACCAACACUUAAAAAAACAUCACAGGCGGAUUUUUGAGGAGUGCAUUGCUAAAAAGUCUACAGAAAGUGCUGCCAGUGACACUCAAUCUAGUAGCAAGCAUCAGCAGAGUACAAUUUCAGAGUUGUUUGCAGCCGUUACACCAUAUGAAAAGACCUCGCGAAGGCAUCGGGAGAUAACUAACGCCAUAACCCACUACCUCGCUAAAGACACGGUGCCUUUUAAUGUUGUGACCAAAGAGGGUUUUAAAAACCUCAUCCAAACGCUGGAUAAAAGAUACACAAUUCCCUCUCGCACCUAUUUUAGCCAAGUUGCCAUCCCACAGUUGUAUGUUGAAUGUAGGAACAAAACUGAGGCGGAAUUGAUGCACGUGGAAUAUUAUGCCACAACAACAGACUUGUGGUCUAGCAGGACGACCGAGCCGUAUCUUAGUCUCACUGUGCACUUUAUUAAUGAUGACUUUGAGCUAAAGACUCGCUGUCUGCAAACGGCAUACUUUCCUGCAGACCACACGGGACAGAAUAUUGCCCAAGGAUUAAAGGAAUGUUUAUCCAGUUGGCAUCUGAACGAAGAGGGACAAACCUGCAUAACCACUGAUAAUGCAGCAAAUGUCAUUAAAGCUACGGAGUUAAACGACUGGACCAGACUUCAGUGUUUUGGCCACAGGCUGCAUCUUGCCAUUGGUAAGUAAGCAUUUACGUCUUAUUAUGUAUGAAUUAUAUUCUGGCAUCUCGCCAGUAAAGCCGGUGUCGUAAUUAGCAAAUCGCCAUCAUCUGCUUUCACGUCGUAGUUCAUUGACGAGCAACACAAUAUGAUUUAUUAUUAUUUAAAAUAUACAAGUUUUUAAUUAUUAUUUAAAAAGUAUUAGUAGUACUUUGCGCACGUACAAACACACGCGCACAAAUACACAGCUUAAACAACAUUUCCUAUGUUUACUUUUAACACUUGCAUAUAUAUUUUAUUAAAAAGGUUUUUAAAGAUAAUCUUAAAAUUAUCUUUCUUUUUUCAGAAAAUGCUUUGAAGGAUGAUGCCAGGGUAAAUCGGGCAACAGGACUUUGUAAGCAGCUGGUUGCCCAUUUCUCACACAGCUGGAAAAAGAAAAAUGCACUGAGUGAAGUGCAAAAACAAUUAAAUCUGCCAGAGCAUUCCUUAGUCACAGAGUGUCCAACAAGAUGGGGCUCUAGACAGAAGAUGAUCGAGAGGGUCUUGGAGCAGAGCAAAGCUUUGUCUCAGGUUCUGUCUGAAGACAGGAAGACGCGUCACUUGGUCCCCACCUGGCAGGACACAGAGGUCCUUGAGUCUAUCAAUGCUGCCCUACAUCCUCUCCAGGUCUUUACAGAUGCCCUAUCUGGUGAAUUGUAUGUCAGCGUAUCCUAUCUGAAGCCAGUCCUGCAUCUUCUAAAAACAUCAACCCUAGCUGAAAAAGACGAUGACACCGAUCUAACGAAGGCCAUAAAGUCAAGGGCCCUUAGCUAUAUGGAGGACAAAUAUAGUGACCCAGCCACACAGGAACUUCUUGAUGUAGCUUCAUUCCUUGAUCCACGAUUCAAAAUGGACUACGUGAGACAAGAGAAUAUUCCAGAAAUCAGAUCAAGAGUCAAGUUAGAAAUGGAACAGGAAGCACAAAAGGAAAAAAGGGCUCGUCUCAGCACAACAGGUGACGAGCUUCAAAGUGCCACUGCUGAGGCAGAACCUUCAACAUCCACAGUGAAGAAGAAGGACAAGCAGUCACUGGGCAGCUUUCUCAAGGGCAUCACUGUGCCCCAUGCUUCCUCUGUUCAGUUGGAGGACUCCUUAGAGGCUGAACUAAACGGCUACCUCAUGACUCCUGCUAUUGAUGGAGAGGAAGAUCCUUUGGCUUGGUGGAAGGUACAUAGGGUUAACUUUCCAAGGCUGAGCAAACUGGCUCGCAAAUACCUAUGUAUACCUGCCACAAGUUCCCCAUCGGAGAGACUCUUUAGCACUAGUGGAAACGUUGUGACAUGUGAGCGCUCAUGUCUGAAACCGGCAAAGGUAGACAUGUUAGUGUUUUUGGCCAAAAAUUUGUAAAGGCUGUACAACUUGACCAAGUACUACUUGACCAAGUGUUUGUAAGACUUCAGUUGGAGUCAAGAUAUGUUCAGUUCUGCACUUUAUUUUGUAAUGCAACUUACUGGCAGCCUUUACUCUAUAAAGAAAAUAUUAUGUUCAAAUAUGUUUCAUAUUUGUACUUAAAUGUGUGCUGUGCAAUAUUUUAAAUGCUGGUAAUUAUCAGUCUUAAGUUGAUUGUGAAUUUUUUGUGCACUAAGUGUUUGUGAUGUUUACAAAAGGUGAAUUUUUUGUGCACUAAACGUUUGUGAUGUUUACAAAAGGAGCAUGUUUACAAAAAUGUAACUAUUUUAUUUUUGUUCUUACUAGAGAAAAGUGAGUCUGUUUAGUUUAUUUAAUUAUUUGAUGUUUAAAAAGAAAUUCUGCAAUAAAUGCUGAAACCAGUUAAUAUAUUUUCUUUUUCUUGAAUAAGAAUGCGUACUUACUGUGGCAGCACUGACUGAAUUUUAACAGCAAGAAACGAAUCAUCCAUUUGAAAGAAAUGCAUACUGCGUCUGCUUGUUUUCAAAGGUAGUGGAGGUGAUGGUGUUUACGGUCUACUAAUAUGUAAUGGAUUUUAUUGGUGGGAUGUAAUCUGGCAGAUGGGAACCAAUAGAACACCAGUAAAUCCUACUGGAAUAAUGCCCCAAACACAUGAUUUUUUCAGGAAUGGUUUUAAAGAAAAAGCUAAUGGGUUAUUAUGUUAUUUUAACAAAAAAAAAAUUCUGUAAACGGCAAAAUUAAAAUCGCAAAUCAAAUCGCAAUCGCAAUGUCUAUCAAAAAAGUCGCAAUUAGAUAUUUCCCCUAAAUCGCACAGCCCUAAUGGGGAGGGUUAAGGAUGUAUAAUAAGGUUUUGCAGAAUCAGGCAUUAAUAUGUGCUAUUUAAGUAGGCCUACUAAAAAACAGUCAACAUCUCAGUAAUAUUAAUGCUAAUAAUCAACCAGUUAAUAGUGAGAAUUGUAAACUAAAACCAUGUUAAAUCCACUAUUUAUUAUAGUAUACAUAAUUGUUCUACAGUCCAUAGACAGUAUUUAGUUACAUCAGAAGUAACUGUAAUUCAAUUACAAGAAAAAUAAGAGUAAUCCCUUACAUUACUUUUUCAAGUAAUUAAAUUACAGUAACAAAUUACUUAGUAACUAGUUACACCCAACACUGGACAAUACAGAGAACACUUAGAUUAAAAAAUAGUUUAUAAAGCUGCCGUAAAUGGAGAAAAAAUAUCAACAGGGGACCAAGCUUUGAAACCCCUAGAUUUGGGCUAAGCCCCCAAUGUCUACAAUGUCUGGCUCCGCCCCUGCUAUUGACAGAG